Cyprinus carpio (common carp) is the source of this 1818-nucleotide messenger RNA. Its product is annotated as ephrin-A5b. The record is from RefSeq and is a predicted model, not a curated record. Gene Ontology annotation, molecular function: ephrin receptor binding. Gene Ontology annotation, cellular component: external side of plasma membrane; plasma membrane. NCBI's taxonomy places the organism in Eukaryota, Metazoa, Chordata, Actinopteri, Cypriniformes, Cyprinidae. Gene Ontology annotation, biological process: regulation of actin cytoskeleton organization; regulation of cell-cell adhesion; ephrin receptor signaling pathway.
AACCGAACACACAUUCGCGGCGAGCGUCGCUGGGUUCACACCAUCAUCACACCUCCUGCCGAACCGAGAGCGCAUCAGCUAACUCACAGAUGACCCGCAGUAGAAUGACGCGCGUCCUGAACGCGGGAGUGUUUGUCGAGCUCUGCGUUCAUCUGAACGGACCCCUGCUCUCCAUCUCUCCGAGAUCAAUCUGAGCGUCUGGCAACUUCUCCAAACCUGUCUGCACGGAGUCGGACUGACAGCGCGCUCCUGCUUUAUAGUUGCAUGUGUGCAUGAGAAGUGCUUCUGCUAAAAGUCUCACUGACGCGUGUUAGAAUCAACACUAAACACUGACUGGCUGAUUUGUAUCUCUCCAGCGGCGCAGUCCACAGUUAUUGACCGUAGUGCGGACAUUCACACCACUGACAGAAGAUCGUGGACAUCUCAACACUUGCUGACAUCAGCCGCGUCGGGAAGAGCCGAGCCACAGAUGCGAAUGAAAGUCGACUAAAGCAAGAGGGAUAUACGUGUCCGAGUGCGCUGUAGUGAUGCUGCAAGUGGAAAUGAUCAUAUUCGUGGGUGUGAUUCUGUGGAUGUGUGUAUUUAGUCAAGAGCCCAGCUCAAAGGUGACGGCUGAUCGAUACGCUGUCUACUGGAACCGAAGCAACCCCAGGUUUCACCGUGGAGACUAUCACAUCGACGUCUGUAUAAACGACUACCUGGACGUUUACUGUCCGCACUAUGAAGACUCGGUCCCUGAGGAGAGAGCGGAGCGCUACGUGCUCUACAUGGUCAACUACGACGGCUACAGCACGUGUGACCACACGGCCAAAGGCUUCAAGCGCUGGGAGUGCAACCGGCCGCACUCGCCCAACGGCCCGCUCAAGUUCUCCGAGAAGUUCCAGCUCUUCACGCCCUUCUCGCUGGGCUUCGAGUUCCGACCGGGCCGAGAGUAUUACUACAUCUCAUCCAUGAUCACAGAAACCGGGAGAAGGUCGUGUCUCAAGCUGAAAGUGUUCGUGAGACCACCGAAUGGCUGCGAGAAAACCAUAGGCGUUCAUGACCGCGUUUUUGUCGAUGACAAAGUAGAAAAUGCAUUAGAACCAAGAGACGACACCAGUCACGAGGCUGAACCGUCCCGGAGCGACGUGUCGACUUCAGGCCUGCGGCACCAAACGUCUCGCCCCCUGCUGGCCCUGCUGCUGCUCUGCAUCUCUGUGUUCUUCACCUUAUAGCCCCUCAAGCAGCCCUCGGGAAACUCGGCUCGUCCCGGUGCCGUGGAGGGCUUGAGAUUCACCAGGAACACUUCUGCUGCGCUUUUGUUUUGUUUUCCAAUAUUUAAGUGGUCCUUCGCCGUAUUCGAUUAAGAAAAGUCUGCACAAAGGAGAAAUGCAGAUCAUCUGUUUAACCAACCGACCAAUCAACUGCGGCGGCCGGUCGCUGCGGAUUGGCUGCCGGGAGGAAGGGGGCGGAGUCUCAGCUUUGAUUUGGGUCCAUUGGGAGCGAGUCGCUCUUUUGUGGGUAAUUAGAACACGUGUUAAGAAACGCCGGAGGCUCUGUGAGAAUUGGAGGUUUAUAGGUGGGUGUCACAUAGAUAGACAUAAACAACCCGAGUUCAUAAAUAUACACACACACACAAAGACUCUUGCCUUUCGUCCUUCGUCUGCCUUCCCCUAACAAAUUGCAGAAUUCAUCAGAAGAAACGGUCUCGCCGCAGGAUCUUUCCCAGUCGAAGGAAGACGUUGGUUAGAAUGAAUUUGGAUUUGAUUCUCUACUGCAAUUUGAGGGACUUGUCUUAGUAGACCACACCACUAAAAACAAUGAUUUUGUAUUUUGUAA